Molecule: messenger RNA, 1165 nt
Organism: Setaria italica (foxtail millet)
Lineage: Eukaryota; Viridiplantae; Streptophyta; Magnoliopsida; Poales; Poaceae
Exons: 5
Coding region: 83-1165 (360 amino acids)
Source: RefSeq, a predicted model, not a curated record
CUUGUAGAUCCCACCAGCACCAUUAAGAGUUGGGGAAGGUGAACCACCUCCUUCUUGGGAUCCGGUACCAACUCCAAUAGCGAUGGUUGGAAAAGGCUCCCCAAAGCUCAAUGUGAUUGCAAGGGGGUCGCCAAAGUUGAGUAGGUUCCUACCUACAACAAGUGCUAUAAAAAAGAAGCCUUCUCCUACAUGCAGUGGGGCAAAGAGGAGUGGAGGAAAACAAAGAGCGGAUUGGAACCCAACUCUUGAGAAAUCACUUGUUGAAAUUCUGCAUGAGUAUAAAGAUAGUGGCUAUAGAAGUGACAACAGUUGGAACACUGAAGGGUGGAACAAGAUGGUGAAGGAGUUCCAUCUGAGAAACAAGUCUGUCUCGUACACAAAGGCACAAAUUCAAGAUAAAGAAUGUCAGCUUAAGAGAGACUACAAAAUGCUCAAAGCGGCAAGAAUGCAAAAUGGGUCAAAAUGGAAUGAGCAAAGAAAUAUGGUUGAAGGAUCAGCCUCAAUGUGGGAGAACCUCAUAGUGACUUUCCCCAAAAUCAAGAAGUUUCAAAACAACAAGGCAAGCUUUCCGCUCUUUGAUGCUUUGGGAGAACUCUAUGAUGGUCAUCUGGCUGAAGGGACAUACAAUUUCACUUCUAUUGAGUCAGAACAUGUGGAAGAACCCCUUCAACAAAUUGAUGUUGUAGAGGAAGAAGCUGAGGAAGAAGCCCUACAGGAAAUUCAUGAGAUACGUGAUGAAGAGGAUGAAGAAAAAGAUGCAAGAGAUAAAGAAGAGGAGGCAAGAAGUGGACAACGAAGAAUGACUGCAUCAAGAAAGAAACCAGAAAAGGAAGGACAAAGGCCUAGAAAGAGUGCAAAAAUUGAAGCUAUGAUGGAGAGAUUCCUUGAAAUGAGGACAAAGCAAGCAGAAGAUGAAGCUCAACAGCUAGCAAGAGAAAAUGAGACAAGAGAAAAGGAGGCAAGAGAUAAGGAGGCUGCUAAAGGUGAUGAAUACUCCAUCAAAAGGUGCAUAUCGAUUAUCAACAAAAUGGAAGUGACCAAACAGGAAACGGCCAAAGCUUAUGCAAUCUUCACCAAGAGCAAGGAAAACAGAGAGACUUUUAUUUGUGCUAGUGAAGAAGAUGAAGAAUCCGCUUUGAUUUGGCUUAGGAAUGAGAUGGUCUAG